UAGCGAUCAGAUCAGGUGGAACGCCUGGUUCCGCUUUAUAAAAUAUUUAAAAAGAUUCUAACGAUCGCGUUUGCAUUUCUGUAUUGUUUUCGGGUUGCCCUAAAUCGGAAUCGUAUUAAUAAAAUCAUUGGAAGCAAGAGAUAAUCUAUUCAGGAUGAAGGUGUGCUUGCUGGUCGUUGCAAGCUUGCUCUCGCUGCUGGGAGCAGUGUCAGCCAAUCGCACUUUUACAGUCGACUAUGAUCAUGAUCGAUUCCUGAAGGAUGGCAAACCCUUCCGCUUCAUUGCGGGCUCCUUCCAUUACUUUCGUGCCCAUCCCGACACUUGGCAGAGGCAUCUCCGCACCAUGAGAGCAGCCGGUUUGAAUGCAGUGACUACCUAUGUGGAAUGGUCUCUUCAUAAUCCAAAGGAUGGUAUUUAUGUCUGGAACAAAAUAGCAGAUCUGGAACAUUUUAUACGACUGGCCGUCGGGGAGGAUCUCCUGGUGAUCCUUCGUCCAGGCCCUUACAUCUGUGCAGAACGCGACAUGGGCGGGUUUCCCUAUUGGCUGCUCAACAAGUACCCUGGGAUUCAGCUUCGCACAGCAGAUGUCAACUACCUAAGUGAGGUCCGCAUUUGGUAUAACCAACUCUUCAGAAAGAUAGCCCCCUAUCUCUAUGGCAAUGGAGGCCCCAUUAUAAUGGUUCAGGUGGAGAACGAGUACGGCUCUUACUUUGCCUGUGAUCUCAACUACCGAAACUGGCUACGGGAUGAGACUGCAAGUCAUGUCAAGGGUAAGGCCGUCCUCUUCACCAACGAUGGACCCAGCGUUCUGCGCUGCGGAAAGAUACAAAAUGUUCUGGCCACCAUGGACUUUGGAGCGACAUCCGAUCUGAAACCCAUCUGGGCCAAGCUGCGACGGUUUCAGCCAAAAGGACCGCUGGUCAAUGCCGAAUACUAUCCGGGUUGGCUGACGCACUGGACAGAACCGAUGGCUAAUGUGAGCACGGAUUCGAUCACGGGGACUUUCGUUAACAUGCUGGAUAGUGGAGCCAGCGUCAACUUCUACAUGUUCUAUGGAGGUACCAAUUUCGGUUUCACCGCCGGCGCUAAUGACAAUGGACCUGGACUGUAUCUGGCGGACAUCACCUCCUAUGACUACGAUGCGCCAAUGACAGAGGCUGGGGAUCCCACGUCCAAGUACCAAGCCCUGCGUCGCAUUAUUGGAAGGUAUUUGCCGUUGCCCAAUGUACCUGUGCCCGAUCCCGUACCCAAGAAAGACUACGGAUCCGUGCGCCUGACCAGUUGUUGCAAUUUACUCUCCCCGGAGGCCCGUCAACGCCUGUCCACCGGAUUCGUCCAAUCGGCCAAACCACAAAGCUUUGAGGCCCUGAACCAGUACUCUGGAUUGGUUUUAUACGAAACCCGACUACCCAGUUUCAAGCGUGACCCGAGCAUCCUAAGUGUACCAGGCUUAGCGGACCGAGGCUAUGUCUACGUGGAUGGGGAGUUCGCGGGCCUGCUUGCUAGGGAAAUACCUGUUUUUGAUCUUCCAAUCAGUGCUAGUGCUGGACGAAAGCUACAGAUUUUCGUGGAGAAUCAGGGGCGCCUUAACUAUGGUCGCCAGAUCAACGACUUCAAGGGCAUCCUGCGAGAUGUGCGUCUGGACAAGCAAGUUCUGACCAAUUGGAACAUGACCCAGUUCCCCCUGGAGUCGUACGAUAGCCUGGAGCAGUUGAUAUCCCAAUCGCAUAAGUCACCCCGCCUUGACGUCCCACACCUACUCAACUCAGAAACUCAUAAACUCAGAACCCUACUGCGAACAGGACCCACCAUUUAUUACGGACAACUUGAUAUCCAAACCAAGAGUGACAUUGCGGAUACGUAUCUGGACAUGUCAGGAUGGGGCAAGGGCAUUGUCUUCGUAAACGGCGAAAAUCUCGGCAGGUACUGGCCCCUGGUGGGACCCCAGAUCACUCUAUACGUCCCUUCGCCGCUCCUGAAAGUGGGCUCCAACCGUAUCGUGGUGGUGGAGUACCAACAGAUACCAACCUCUCUGGAGUUGCACUUCCGGAACACCCCCAUCCUGAACGCGAGAACUGUCUAGGGUAGCGCACAUCCUUCGCUAUUCAAAACAACAACAUACAUCAUGCAUCAUUCGUUAAUGUAUAUUUAAAUGUAAAUUUAUGCGGUUUAAGUUCUUUGUGAUGGCAUUAAAGCGGAUCCGAGGAGUAAGGACUUUGUGUCUUGUCUGCCUCGUUAUCCUUUUUUUGUAA
This is a messenger RNA of Drosophila bipectinata, 2252 nucleotides long. RefSeq names its product Ectoderm-expressed 3 (gene Ect3). The record is from RefSeq and is a predicted model, not a curated record. Gene Ontology annotation, cellular component: vacuole. Lineage: Eukaryota; Metazoa; Arthropoda; Insecta; Diptera; Drosophilidae. Gene Ontology annotation, biological process: carbohydrate metabolic process. Gene Ontology annotation, molecular function: beta-galactosidase activity.